Messenger RNA from Antechinus flavipes (yellow-footed antechinus), 5517 nucleotides. RefSeq names its product catenin delta 1 (gene CTNND1). Bases 491 to 3391 code for a protein of 966 amino acids. Gene Ontology annotation, biological process: cell-cell junction assembly; cell-cell adhesion. Gene Ontology annotation, cellular component: adherens junction; plasma membrane; cytoplasm. The record is from RefSeq and is a predicted model, not a curated record. NCBI's taxonomy places the organism in Eukaryota, Metazoa, Chordata, Mammalia, Dasyuromorphia, Dasyuridae. Gene Ontology annotation, molecular function: cadherin binding. The transcript has 22 exons.
CGCUCAAAGGCUGACAUCACUUAGGAAAGCGAGGGGGUAGGGCUGGCAGACCAGUUUGUCACCACCCAGCCUCCCUUGCCUUUGGCUGGGUGCAACUUCCAUUUUAGGUGUUGGAUCUGGGAGGAAAGAAAAAAAAAAAGAAGAGGAGAGAGAAGGAGAGAAAGAAGAUUGGAAAGAGCCUUAAAGGAGGAAGAGGUGGAGAAAAAUUAAUUGCAUUAUUGUAUUUGUCUUUCUCAGCAAUAUUGGCAAGGAUUUGGAUUCCUUUUCGUAGAGGAUUGUUUUUUAGAAGUCUGCAACCGAGCAAAACAGCAAGAAGGAGCAAACUUCUGGGUCUCCAGCGCUGGGAGCUGGCUGAGCAGCUCCUGAGGCUUUCUCCUUCCUGCUUCCUCCCUGGUGGUGGCUGAGAUGUUUCUUCCAUGAUUCUUUGCAUCUAGACUGGGCUGUUCUCUGUUAAGCCAAUCAAAUCCGACCUUCCCUUCUUAACAGGGUCAUGGACGACUCCGAGGUGGAGUCGACCGCCAGCAUCUUGGCCUCUGUGAAGGAACAAGAGGCCCAGUUUGAGAAGCUGACCCGGGCUUUAGAGGAGGAGCGGCGCCACGUCUCAGCGCAACUGGAGCGUGUGCGCGUCUCACCACAGGAUGCCAACUCCAUCAUGGCCAACGGCACCCUCACCCGCCGGCACCAGAACGGCCGGUUUGUGGGCGAUGCUGACGUUGAAAGGCAAAAAUUUUCAGAUUUGAAACUCAACGGACCCCAGGACCAUAGUCACCUUCUGUAUAGCACCAUCCCCAGGAUGCAAGAACCAGGGCCGAUUGUGGAGACCUACACAGAAGAGGAUCCAGAGGGAGCAAUGUCUGUUGUUUCUGUGGAGACUUCUGAUGAUGGGACCACUCGCCGAACAGAGACUACAGUCAAGAAAGUAGUCAAGACCGUGACAACACGAACGAUACAGCCAGUCCCAGUGGGACCAGAUGGGCUUCCUAUGGAUGGCUCCUCAGUUUCCAACAAUUAUAUCCAAACCUUGGGCCGUGACUUCCGCAAGAAUGGCAAUGGGGGACCCGGCCCUUAUGUGGGGCAGGCAGGCACUGCCACUCUCCCCAGGAACUUUCAUUAUCCACCAGAUGGCUAUAGCCGCCACUAUGAAGAUGGCUACCCUGGCAGCAGUGACAACUACGGUAGUCUGUCCCGGGUGACUCGAAUCGAUGAGCGGUACCGUCCCAGUAUGGAGGGAUACCGGGCUCCAAGUCGGCAAGAUGUCUAUGGGCCUCAGCCUCAAGUCCGAGUAGGUGGAAGUAGUGUGGAUCUGCAUCGCUUCCAUCCAGAACCUUAUGGAUUGGAGGAUGACCAGCGUAGCAUGGGCUACGAUGAUCUGGACUAUGGCAUCAUGCCCGAUUAUGGCACUGCCCGCCGCACUGGGACACCGUCCGACCCCCGCCGACGUCUCAGGAGCUAUGAAGAUAUAAUUGGUGAGGAAGUGCCCCCAGACCAAUACUACUGGGCUCCUCUGGCUCAGCAUGAAAGGGGAAGUUUAGCAAGUCUGGACAGCCUGAGAAAGGGAGGCCCUCCACCUCCCAACUGGAGGCAGCCAGAAUUGCCAGAGGUGAUUGCCAUGCUGGGCUUCCGCCUGGAUGCUGUCAAGUCCAACGCAGCUGCCUAUCUGCAGCACCUCUGUUAUCGUAACGAUAAAGUGAAGACCGAUGUGCGGAAACUUAAGGGUAUCCCGGUGUUGGUGGGCCUGUUGGACCACCCCAAAAAGGAGGUGCACCAUGGGGCCUGUGGGGCUCUCAAGAAUAUCUCCUUUGGUCGUGACCAGGACAACAAGAUUGCCAUAAAGAAUUGUGAUGGCGUUCCUGCCCUUGUUCGUCUUCUGCGCAAGGCCCGUGACAUGGACCUCACGGAAGUCAUCACGGGAACACUUUGGAACCUCUCAUCUCAUGAUUCUAUCAAGAUGGAGAUUGUGGACCAUGCACUGCAUGCUUUGACAGAUGAAGUGAUCAUCCCACAUUCUGGCUGGGAGCGGGAACCCAAUGAAGAUUCCAAGCCUCGCCAUAUUGAAUGGGAAUCGGUGCUCACCAACACAGCUGGCUGCCUUAGGAAUGUCAGUUCAGAAAGAAGUGAAGCCCGUCGAAAACUUCGGGAGUGUGAUGGGUUGGUGGAUGCCCUAAUCUUCAUUGUUCAGGCAGAGAUUGGGCAGAAAGACUCAGACAGCAAGCUGGUGGAGAACUGUGUCUGCCUUUUGCGGAACCUGUCGUACCAAGUCCAUCGAGAGAUUCCCCAGGCAGAGCGAUACCAGGAAGCUUCUCCUAACAUUGCCAACAACACAGGGCCUCAUGCAGCCAGCUGUUUUGGGUCUAAGAAGGGCAAAGAUGAGUGGUUCUCCAGAGGGAAAAAACCCAUGGAGGAUCCAAAUACCGACACAGUAGAUUUUCCCAAAAGAACCAGUCCUGCCCGAGGCUAUGAGCUUUUAUUUCAGCCUGAGGUGGUCCGUAUAUAUAUCUCUCUUCUUAAGGAGAGCAGGACUCCUGCCAUUUUGGAGGCUUCAGCUGGAGCCAUUCAGAAUUUGUGUGCUGGCCGCUGGACGUAUGGUCGGUAUAUCCGUUCAGCUCUGCGCCAAGAGAAGGCACUCUCUGCCAUCGCGGACCUUUUGACCAAUGAGCAUGAACGAGUGGUGAAAGCUGCAUCUGGGGCACUACGUAAUCUGGCUGUGGAUGCCCGAAAUAAAGAACUGAUUGGGAAGCAUGCUAUCCCCAACCUUGUGAAGAACUUGCCAAGUGGUCAACAGGGCUCUUCCCGCAACUUUUCAGAGGAUACUGUGGUCUCAGUUCUGAAUACUAUUAAUGAAGUUAUUGCAGAGAACUUGGAGGCUGCCAAGAAACUCCGAGAGACACAGGGCAUUGAGAAACUAGUGCUUAUCAACAAGUCAGGUAAUCGAUCAGAAAAGGAGGUUCGGGCAGCAGCACUUGUCUUACAGACAGUCUGGGGCUACAAGGAACUUCGGAAGCCGCUGGAGAAGGAAGGAUGGAAAAAAUCAGACUUUCAGGUCAAUCUAAAUAAUGCUUCUAGGAGCCAAAGCAGUCACUCUUAUGAUGAUAGCACCCUCCCUCUUAUUGACAGGAACCAAAAAUUGGAUAAAAAACCUGACCGGGAGGAAAUUCAGAUGAGCAGCAUGGGUCCAAAUAUGAAAUCAUCAGAUAAUUAUGCCACAUUGAAUGAGAGGGGAGACCACAAUAGGACACUGGACCGAUCUGGGGACCUGGGUGAAAUGGAACCCUUGAAAGGAACACCCUUAAUGCAGGAGGAAGGGCAGGGAUCACUGGAGGAAGAGUUGGAUGUUUUGAUUAUGGAUGAUGAGGGGGACCAGUUGUCUUAUUCCCCCAUGCAGAAGAUUUAGCACCACUGUUUCAAGCUUCAUCUGGGUUUAUAAUAUAUGUACUUUGUUUUUUGGUGGUGAAAUGGACUGAUGAUUCUCCCCUCUCCCUCGCUGGACUGUUGUGCCAACUGCCAGGCUGCCUCCUGCCCUAUUAGCCCGGUAUGGGCUGCCUUCCUUUCCUCAAUCCCAACCUCUUCCAAUGAUGUCUGCCCUUCCCUCCCUGACCCUGGUUUCUCCUAAGGAGUCUGAUUCAGUCACUUGCAUAGGAUGCCUCAAUUUCUCCUGCCUUGAGAAACUGCUGCAGAUUAUUUCUUUUGCCGGCUCUCCUUAGAGCUGCUGGUCCUAUAUGGAGGUUGGGAGAAAGUUUGAGAUUCUUCAUCGAAAGCCAUGGGAAGAAUUAGAAGUUGGUUUCAGUGCAUAUGGUGUCUAUCAAAGCUCUCAUGUUUUGACUGACUUACUUUUUAAAAAAUUUUUCAGUGGGCAAAGAAAAUUUUUUUUAGCGGGCGAGGAGUGAAUUCUUGUUUGUUCUCUCCUUUUAUUCCUAAUGGAUACUUUGGUUUUGAAGCAAAGAAUGUUGGUAACAUUGGCACAUUCCAUUUGGGGAACGAGCCAUCUCACCAAGGGAUCCUUCAGAGUAGAUUUUUCUUCCUGCGUCUUCAGGGCAGGGACCAUCUAAGGACUUUGGACUCUAACUCACUGUUUGUGAGAAGGUGCCGCCCCUUGUUGAGUCUGUCUCUCCCCUUCAUUCCUCAUCCUACCACAGAUGUAAUGGCCAAAUCUGCUUCAGAAGUCUUAGGAAAGGGAAUCAGGUUGUGCGGUUAAGGGAAUGUUUUGGGGAAGUAAGUUGGAAGAGUGUGGAAAGGGAAUGAGGUCAUUAAAAAAAAAAAAUAGAACAAUCAGCUCCCUAUCUAUCAAUCAGGGAGGAAUGUACAUAAGGUGGUUGGUCUGAAGUUGAGGUGGGAAGCUUUAAAGCUAUUCAUUUCUUUUCUUCCCUCUCUUCCUUUUCCUUUCUUUUUUUUUUUCUUUUCUUUCUUUUUUCUUUUUUUUUUUUUUAAACUCUUUAUCUUCCUCCUUUCUUUUUGCUUUACCCUGGGGUUGGUUGGCCAAGAGAAGGAUUUGAUGUACAUAGCUCCUGCCCUUCCUUGUUCUGUGCAGGGGGGCUGCCCUGGCUUUGCCUCUCCCACGUGCCUUUGGCCUGGGGUGGUCCCCUCCCCCCAUGUGCCUUUCUUUGCCGAAGCAGCCUCAUUUCCAAUGAUUUUGCAAAAUAUUAUUUUGUUGCUUCCCCAUUGAAACUAAGGGGAGAUCAAGUGAUUGGAUCUUAGGGCCUAGAGGAACCCAAAUUAUCCUUUUGGUCUGGGGGAGGAUGACUCUUUAUUUCAGCCUUAACAUACUUAUACCCAGCAGUGAAAGUUGGGAUUUCCAGCAAUAAUCCUACUUGGAUAAAUCUUAAAAUGUUUGGGGGGGAGGGGGCCAAGGGAAAGUUAUGAGACAUGAUCCCCAAAUUUCAGCAUCAUCUCUGAGGGGUUUCUGGAAAGUCUGGGCUCUUCCACCCCUCUAGCUCAAUAUAUCUGAUCAUGGUAGUGAAAAGAGUCAGCUGCUAUGUGAUUUAAGUUUUGUUUUGUUUUGUUUUUAACCCUAUCCCUCCCUCGCUAAAAUUCAAAGCCACAUUCAAUGCAACUGGAAGACCUCCCCAAGUGUUGAUUGUUAGGCUGGGGUAGAAGGACCCAGCUGCUUUGCCCUAAAGCUUGGGUGCUUACUAUUUCCUUCCCACCCCUUGCUGGUAGAGGGGAGCCUCUUGCUCUCUCGGUGACCCCAGGAGCGCGCACACUGCACAGAGGGGAGUGGGUCCUGGCCUGAAUUGGGUCUCCUUUUGGCCCCCCUCUCCCUCCUCCACCUUUGUCUCUCUUCCUCUGGUGCUCUUUUGUUUUCUCGGUGGGGUUGUGGGUAUCAGUACAGAUAUGGGCUUUGGGGAUCUUUUCAAUUUGUGUGACUAUAAAACACUAAACUCAAUUCCAGAAGAACCAAAAAUCCCACCUCCCCACUGAACACUACCAUGGGACAUGUCUUCUGCUCCAUGCCCUUUUCUCUUUCUUGUUAACGCUUUUAAAAAUGAGUUUUUUAUAUAAAUAAAAUUUUUAAAGUGUGUA